This is a messenger RNA of Sinocyclocheilus anshuiensis, 711 nucleotides long. Its product is annotated as kinetochore-associated protein 1-like. The record is from RefSeq and is a predicted model, not a curated record. Gene Ontology annotation, molecular function: small GTPase binding. The annotation marks the transcript as partial. The transcript has 7 exons. Gene Ontology annotation, biological process: protein localization to kinetochore involved in kinetochore assembly; mitotic spindle assembly checkpoint signaling; mitotic sister chromatid segregation. Gene Ontology annotation, cellular component: kinetochore microtubule; RZZ complex; cytoplasm. NCBI's taxonomy places the organism in Eukaryota, Metazoa, Chordata, Actinopteri, Cypriniformes, Cyprinidae.
GUGCUGUCCGACCCGAAGCUCUACGCCUCCAGUACUCCUCACUGCUGCAUCGUCGCCGCUGACACUGCUGUGGUUCUGUUUGAUUCCAGCUUUCAGACGGUCCUCAUUCACCUGUAUUUUGACACUGUGGUGGAUGCAGUCACGGUUUGCCCCCAAGCGCAGUUUCUUCUGGUGGGAGAGAGGAAUGGAAGUCUACACAUCAUCUAUGUCCCUCUGAAAAAGACCGUGCUGACCAAAACUCUGCUCAAACCAAACCCCUCUGAUGGUGCGGAGACCACCUUCAAGAGCCUAAUCCUGCACGAGACCCCUGCUUCUGAAGGAGUGUAUGAUCUCUUUUUCAUUGUUAAUGAUGGUUUCCUCCACACAUCCAAUGUUGCCUUGGGAAAAAUACAGAGAGCCAUUGAAAACAUGGAUCUAGUGGCCUUAAAUAAGAUCCAAGAUGAUAUUCUUAUGAACUUCUGCUCAACUACAGAGAUUCAUGAAGACGGCUGCAACUCGGCGAGUCUGCUCUGUUUGGGAAGCACAGUCCACCUUCUGAUUGGAGCUGUUGGUGUCAGUGUUCUGUCACUUUGGACCAUGGGCCCCGAGCAGAAAUCAUUGUCUCUCACAAAACUCCUCGACUCUGCUUUAAUGUCAGAGGUGAAGAAGAUUCAAGUUGUGGAUAAUUUGAUGUAUGUUCUGAACAAAGAGGUAAGAGAAAACUGCUGUUGA